Molecule: messenger RNA, 6273 nt
Organism: Harpia harpyja (harpy eagle)
Lineage: Eukaryota; Metazoa; Chordata; Aves; Accipitriformes; Accipitridae
Gene: CHAF1B
Product: chromatin assembly factor 1 subunit B
Exons: 15
Coding region: 99-1817 (572 amino acids)
Biological process (GO): DNA replication-dependent chromatin assembly; nucleosome assembly
Cellular component (GO): nucleus; CAF-1 complex
Molecular function (GO): protein binding
Source: RefSeq, a predicted model, not a curated record
GAGGCCGCGCGCAGGCGCGGGGCGGUGCAAGGCGGGCUGGGGCGGGAAACGCGCGCCCGCGCUGGAGCCCGGCCAGGCCGCGCGGCGCCGCAGCAGACAUGAAGGUCAUCACUUGUGAAAUAGCGUGGCAUAAUAAGGAGCCUGUUUACAGCUUAGAUUUCCAACAUGGAGCUGAUGGGAAGAUCAAUCGACUGGCCUCAGCAGGUGUGGACACAGCCGUUCGUAUAUGGAAAGUAGAAAAAGGGCCAGAUGGAAAAGCAAUUGUGGAAUUCUUGUCCAACCUUGCUCGCCAUACCAAAGCAGUAAAUGUUGUGCGCUUCUCUCCAACUGGUGAGAUCCUAGCAUCUGGAGGAGAUGAUGCUGUUAUUUUAUUGUGGAAGCUGAAUGAUAGCAAAGAAUUGGAACCAUUAGUUUUUCAGGAUGAAGAUGAAGCUCACCUUAACAAGGAGAACUGGACAGUCAUUAAAACUUUAAGAGGCCACCUAGAAGAUGUAUAUGAUAUUUGUUGGACCUCAGAUGGAAAUUACAUGGCAUCUGCUUCUGUAGAUAACACAGCUAUAAUGUGGGAUGUCAAUAAAGGACAGAAGGUUUCAAUAUUAAAUGAACACAAGAGUUAUGUCCAAGGAAUAACCUGGGAUCCUCUAGGCCAGUACAUUGCAACUCUGAGUUGUGAUAGGGUCCUGCGGGUGUACAACACGCAAACCAAGCGUGUUGCAUUCAACGUUACCAAGUUGCUGUCCGGAUCAGGAGCUGAAGGAGAGGCUAGGAGCUAUCGGAUGUUUCAUGAUGACAGCAUGAAGUCAUUUUUCCGCAGGCUCAGUUUUACUCCUGAUGGCUCCUAUUUACUCACGCCAGCUGGCUGUGUUGAAUCGGGCGAAAAUGUAACAAACACCACAUAUGUUUUCUCCAGAAACAAUCUUAAAAGGCCCAUGGGUCACCUGCCAUGUCCUGGAAAGGCAACUCUUGCUGUUCGCUGCUGCCCAGUCUACUUUGAGUUGAGACGAGCAUUUAAUAAAGAUGAAAUCAGUCAGAAAUCAUCUCCUGCUCUAUUUAAUCUGCCCUAUCGAUUGGUGUUUGCUGUUGCUUCAGGAGAUUCUGUGCUUUUUUAUGAUACUGAGCAGUCCUUCCCCUUUGGUUAUGUUUCUAACAUCCAUUAUCACACCCUGAGUGACAUUUCAUGGUCCAGCGAUGGAGCCUUUCUUGCUAUUUCUUCCAUGGAUGGAUACUGUUCAUUUGUUACCUUUGAGAAGGAUGAACUGGGAAUAGCACUGAAGGAGAAGCCACAGAUAAAUGUCAGGACUUCUGGUGCAACAGAGAAGAAAGUGAAAAAGAGCCAGUCGCACAAAGUCAUUUCCCCGGGCUCUAAGCUGACAGAGGGGACUCCUCCUGGCAGGGUCACCGAUCCCAGCACUCCCACCCUCCAACCUAGAACACCUACAGCUGUCGGUAAGGACUUGCCUUCCACACCUGUAAGCAUAAAAAAUGUUCCAGUCUCAUCUUCAGACGAGAGGAAAAUCAGCCAGUCAGCCAGCCAGAGCACUAAAGUAAACCAGCCCAGGAGGAUUACUCUCAACACUUUACAAGCAUGGAGCAAGACGCCAAGGAGAGUAAACUUGAUUCCACUGAAGCCAGAUAUGACAACCUCUGCAUAUACAGAUACAGUUCUUAUACCUCCUUCCUCAGAACGGGAACGUGAGAGGCCGUUACCAUCUGAUGACAGUCUUCAAAAUCCUCCAGCAUCGAAACGACCUAGAACUGAGGAAUUGUCUCUUUCUACAUCUGCUGAAGGUCAAGUCAGCUGGAAUUCAAACAAAUAAAGGCUGAGCUUUUAAUAGACUCUUCACAGUCUGAAGGCAAUCCAGCCAUAUCUGAGAGUACAUUUAUUUUGCAAAUGUUAAAUCCUCAAUUCCUGAUUAAAGUACCAUACGCAUAUUUGACGUAGUGCUGUGAAGAAAGAAACUGGCAGUAGAAGACACAGAUUUCAGGAAUGUAGCUUUGCAGAAGAGGAAAUAGUUGGGAAGUGACUUCUAAGUGCGUUUCUACUUCUUGAAGACAGCAUUCUUCAAGAAAUGCCACAGCUUAAGGAAAUCAGGGAAAUCUGGAUAUUAAAAAGCCAUACAGUAACCUAAAAGUCUCCAUCAAAGUCCCUAAGUUGAUGUUUAUAAAGUAUUGUAUCUUCCAGUAACCUGUCUGGCUGAAGAAUAGAAUUUCUAAGGACUUAAAUGCAUUCAUAAUGAUUUAAUGUGGUUUAAGACAAAAAAAAACCAAAACGUUUUAUUCAAGUAUCUUGGCUUAUAUGUUUAGCAGUGUGCAAAAUAAUUCAUGCUGUCCAGUACAUGUGGAAUGGAAGCUGAUGUUCACAUGCUCUGAAUGCAGCAGCGUACAAUAUGACUGAUAUGACUGAAACAUAAAUCAGAACUUGUAACUGCAAGAAACAAGAAAGCAAAAGGAAGAAACCAUCUGAAGACCUGUUAUAAGCAUUAAACAGCAGAAGGAAGUUCUUAAUUGUUUAUUUUCUGUGUUUAAAAAAAAAAGCAGACAUGAGAUUUUCCUGAGGCGGCAGUAUUUGAGCGUAUGCAUCAGAAGUUUUCGCCCAUUUUUCCAAAUCUUAACUCCCUUAGCCAAUAAAAUAUAAAUCCAAUGUAUGUUAAACUUCUAAAACUUGAUUUCUUUUUAGCAUUUAAUACUUGUGCUAAGCGUUUAGCAUUUAAUAAUUGAACUAAGACCUGCAGAUUGAAAACAAUGAGUCCAAAAUAUUUGAAAAUCACUACUCUGGAUUUGCUAUGGUGUACAGACUUGGCCUGUAGAAGUAGAAUGCUCAACCACAGUAUUCUGAGCUCAUCCACUUCAUUUUGUUUAACAUCAUGGACUUGAUUUUAAAAAGUAAGAUAAUUCUUAAAAUGUGAAUAGUUGUUCUAGCUGGUGAUAGCAUGUAGAAGUUUUAAACAUAAUUUUUUCUCGUGAUUUAGGCUAUUUUUCUAUCAUUUGAAGUUCCACAACACACAGGAGGGGAAAGCUGCAAUUCAUAUUAAAGCUCUUUGACUUUCAUUCUUCCCUGGAUUUGGUUGUUUUUAAGGUGUGUAAUUUAUUUAGUGUUUGUUUUCUGUCAGUUUCUAAGAAAGUGGACUAAUACUUUAGAAAAGCACAAAUACAAAUGUUUCAGAAGUGAUUAAUAAAAGUUAAUAGGGAGGAAAUAUUAACAAACACCUAUGUCAGUGUUUCAGGCAAAUGAAGUAAGUUGCCUACAAUUUAAUUUCAACAGUAAUUAAUAAGCAAAGGGUUGUAGGAAACUAACUGUAUCUUUGCUUUCAAUCACAGAGAUGAGGAUGGAGCUUUGUUGGACUUCAAAAGUGGGUUUUCUUCUAGAGAGGAAUAUAAAGACUUAAUUACCAAGCAAAGCCACAUCUAAAAGUUUUUUCUCCAAAAGUUUAUAGAGAUACCUGAAUUGAUAGCUGAAGCAGAUAUUUGUAACUAACAUGCAUUGCCUGACUUGCUAUUUUAUGUUUUGUCCAGUUUGAGCUAUAAGAACCUUGGUAGUUCAUCUUUCUGUGGGACAGUGACCCACUUAGUAGUACUGCAGUAUUUUGUUUUGUGCACUGCAAAGGAUCCUUUGAAUUCAAACUUACACUUCUAAAUACUAAUUGCAAAGCUAUCCUGAUAGGUAUUUUUAAAUCUUUUUUGUUGUUGUGGGUUUUUUACACAGUGUAUUUCACUGUAAACUACUCUUUCUGUUGAAAACUAGUAGGUUGGGUAUAUUAUUUCAGUGUUAUUGGCAUACCUGGUCUCUGUGGUCUUCAGUCGUCAGAUGCAAUUAAUUGCCAGAGUAUUCAACUUUAUUUCAUACCUUAACCAUUCAGGUGACAUCCACAUUUGUGGUUCCUCAGCUUAUUUUUGUUCUGCCUUACAAUCUAAUAGGAGCUGUAAAGUUAACGUGGCUUUCAUAGCUGCCAUUUGGAGACUAUUUUCAUAUCAUGAUCUCUGUCAGAAUGCUCUAUCUGAUACUUCGUCUUCCCUAAUAGGAAUUUUUUCCAUUUAGUUCUAGUUGUCUCUUGCCACUAUGAUUUCCUACUUCUCUGUUGAUUCUGUUACUUAUACACUGCUCUGUCAAAUUUAUACGGCACUAGUUUUUUAACCUUUUUUCUAUAAAUGGAUACCAUCAUUUGUAUAAUAAAUUACUAUCUUUAACACUGUGGCAGUCAGAACUGUAGAUUCCUGGGUUUUGUGAUUCCUCUUUCAGUCUCCAAGGGGCUAUCCCCACCCAACAUUCACACUUAAGAAAUGGAAAACUAUUCUUACACUUUUUAUAGAAAGUGGGUUCAUGUUUUGUUCUCAGUCAUGCACUGGACUCUGCUUCAAGACAGAACAUGCCUGGUGCUGUUUCAGUUCUUUCUUGACUGCUUCAUAAGAAUCACAUGGAUUUUGCUAAGUGCAUGAAGCAUAAUGAAAGGUGGGGAGUGAACACAUCCAAUAUGCCUACUGCACAAAUAAAGUCUUCUGCAUUAUCUGAUAGUGUAAAUAUCUGUGUGGACUAUAUGUCUUGGAGAGUUCAAGUUACAGGCAAGUGAUCCUUUCCCUUUUUCAGAUUGGUUUUCUUGCAUGUCUUGUACUUCUCUGGCUUGAUAGUAGAUCUUUUAAAAUGUCAUCUUUAUGUCCCAGUUCUGCAUACUUUCUUAUUUAAGUAUGUGUCCGUAUAUAUGUGUAAUAAUUUUUCCAUGUCAGAAAACCAGUUUGUUCGUUACCUUAAACCAUGUGCCUUUUUUCAUAAGUUCAGUGAGGGACUGGAAAAGCCAGGCUACAGAAGCACAAAGCAUGAGACUUCUGUGUAAAAAAAAAAAGUGCAGAGCGACCUCUGGAUGUCACUCUUCUGAUAGGAUUCCUCCUCCCGGGGCUAUGGGGAAAAAGUGCUACUAGCGGCAGCAAGGAGAAAGAAAACACUUUUCUUUUAAAAUAAAAGCUGUAGGUGAAUCUAUAUAACAAAUGUAUGUUAUCGCAAAAUAAAUUUUUCUAUUGUUUCUACAAGCUUCCUUCUAAGAAGACAGGGUUUGCUUUCUUAUGAAUUACAUUUUAUAAUUGACUACAGAAAGUAAGUCCAUACUAUGAUAGCAUUUCUCUGUUGGGAGAUGUAAAAUGAUAAACCUGAAAUGCCACAUGCAGCCUGAAACUUUCCAAGAAUGUCUUAAGCAUCAUUUCUGUUGAAAAGCUCUUUGAAGAGGUAACGGGAGGGAUCUGGAAGGCAUGUGGACCAUCUGGUUAGUAUACGCUCCAGCCAGCUUUCAUUUGUCUUGCCACGAGUUACCAAAUUGUGAUACACAGAUUGCUACAAGUACUCAAAGUAUUUCAACAUCCAGGACCUGCUGCUGCCACCACCAGUGCUAGCACCUACAGCUCUGGGUGGGAGUUGGUAAAAAAAGAGAAAAAUGUUUGCAUGCCCCACCCAUAAGUCAAAAAGCAUUUAAUCAUGUGUGUCCAUAUAACAAUACCGUCUUAUCUGUCCUAAUCUGUUUUAAAAGGGUGCACUGCCAUGUUAUUUGUCUUCCAGCCCAUUAAAAGGAAAUGAAAAACAUGAGGGCAGAGUCACGCAAAGCUGCUGGAGCAUAGGAGAAAGUGGCCAUGGUGGGUGGCAGGUGUAAGGGCAGUAUGUAAGCAAUCCUCAUGCAUGAUAUGUGUUCUGUGUGCAAGAGCAAGAAGUCAUACAACUCCUUACUUAUGUGUCAUUUUUUACUCCUGGUUAGAAAGUGACUUCUUGCUGCUUCCACCAUGUGUCAGGCUAGUGCUGCUCAGGCAAUGAUAGGUCUUUUCCAUUGUUGAGUUACUGCUAGUUAAAAUCAGGAUCUCUUGCUCCUCAACAAAAACAUAUGCAGACAUACCACCUUAAAAACCAAAUACUUCUGUGAGCCACUGAACUAGUAAGGCCUUGUUUCAGAUGGAUAUAUAGCUAAUUGCACUAGGGGUUUCAAACAGAUCUUGCAACUUUUUAGAUGGGGAAGGAUUCACGACUGUGUUUCUCCUGGAAAGACUUUCUGGUAUGUAAUAAAGGUUAAUUUUUAGACAGCUAGAAAUCAUGCUCAUGUGCUAUUGAUGUUAGCUUUACUUUUUCUUCUAUCCAGCUACCUGUAUUAAUACAUCUUGUAAUUAUUUAACCACUGCCUUUUUGUCAAAAUUUGGUUGAUAUUUGCCUAAGGAUUCAAAACAGAAUCUCUGUACUGUGUGUGCACAUUCUCCAUGUUUACAUAAGCAUCAUUUCUUAUACAAGAAAACAGGCUUACCAAGUAA